UACCAUGUUUUCCCCAACAAAGCGAAAGCAUCAUCACCUCAUCCUAUUUAAAUUCGUGCAUCUCAUCUGCCAGCUCACUUAAUCAGGUCCUCCACAUUCAAUUCAUAGGCAGAUGGGCCAAUCCGCGGGGAAACUCACCAAAGGAGAUGCAGAGAAGAAAGAUAAUACAAUACCUAGCAUUAUAAAAAAGUACUGCAAAGAAAUAGAUGACAAGAUUUCACAGUUGAAGCUAGAAAAAAAAGGCGAUGGUUCUGAGCAAAAGCUUGAAGAUUAUGAGCUGAGCAUCUUUUACCAAGAAGUCUGCCGAGCUGUCCAGGAAAUGAACAGGGAACAUGGGGGAGGCACUCAAUUACGUGUACCAGACACCGCUACUCUAAAGGAUGCAUUCAAGAACUACAAAGAGAAGCCUGGUGAUUUGCCAAAUAUAAUCAAGACUAUUAUCCUCAAUAUGGGAUUUGAAGGCAAAGGAUUUAUGAAUGUAUUGUAUAUAUUUGCUGCUCCCAUAACAGGAGCACUUGUUAAGAAAGGAUUUUUUCCUGAUUUGGUCUCAGAUAAUGUCUUUAUUCCUGUUAUCACUUCUGCGAGUGUCCUUGUUCUCGCCUCACUGAAUAAGAUAUGAGAGUAGAGUGAAGGCUGACAAUGUUAUAAUGGUAUGAA
This is a messenger RNA of Magnolia sinica, 657 nucleotides long. RefSeq lists its product as uncharacterized. The transcript has a single exon. The record is from RefSeq and is a predicted model, not a curated record. Lineage: Eukaryota; Viridiplantae; Streptophyta; Magnoliopsida; Magnoliales; Magnoliaceae. The coding region runs from base 113 to 619 and encodes 168 amino acids.